Messenger RNA from Punica granatum (pomegranate), 1970 nucleotides. Lineage: Eukaryota; Viridiplantae; Streptophyta; Magnoliopsida; Myrtales; Lythraceae. The record is from RefSeq and is a predicted model, not a curated record.
AACUCUUUUCCUCUUUGUCCUCUCCCCCCCUCUCCCUCUCCCCCUCUCUCUCUCUCUCUCUCUUUCUGCUUAAUCAACCUCAUUCUACCUCACUUUUGUUCCUUAUCAAUCCUACAACAUUCUCUCUCUCUCUCUCUCUCUCUAUUUUUCUUCUUUUGAAAGUCUGAAACUCAACACAAACCCCAUUUCAAAUUCUCCCCCAGCUAUAUAAUAUAAUCAAUCUACAUACAAACAUACAUACUAUAUAUAUGAAGAUAUAUGAACCAUAGUAUAUCUUCUCUUUAAGCCAUGACAUAUGCAUAUAUAUAGCAUUUCCUUGCAUUCUGAACCCUAACUCUCUCUCUCUCUCUCUCUCUAAACCUGUCCCCCCUCUCCUUUGCUUCCUCAAACAAAACUUCCUCAAAACAAAAAGGAAACCCUAGUCCUCUUCUACUAAUUUGUGUCUGUCCGUGUGUGUUUGUAUUGGUUCGUCCGGCAUGUGGAUGAUGGGGUACAAUGAUGGAGGGGACCUCUACAUGGCCGACUCAUGCAAUGGCCGUAAGCUUCGACCCCUCAUCCCGAGGCCCAUCUCUGCAGCGGCCACUCCAAAUGGCGGCGGCGGCCCUGGGAUCACCUCUCCGCCGACGGGCUUUGGCCGCCCUCACCAUGGUGGUACCGAUGUUUUCUCACUGAACCCCAAUCAUAUAGGAAUGGCGUCGGAGCAGAGCAAGAGGGAGUUCAAUCCGCAGCAUCAGGUCGUGGUGAGCUCGCGCUGGAACCCGACACCGGAGCAGCUGCGGACCCUUGAGGAGCUGUACAGGCGGGGGACCCGGACACCCUCGGCUGACCAAAUCCAGCACAUCACUGCGCAGCUCCGGCGGUAUGGGAAGAUUGAGGGCAAGAACGUCUUCUACUGGUUCCAGAAUCACAAGGCAAGGGAGCGCCAGAAGCGACGCCGCCAGAUGGAAUCGGAUGACCACCAGAACAUAAAUGGCAGCGUACCCCACGAGAUUGAAACCCUCGGAAGGAAAGAAUCAGAAGCAGGAGGAGCAGAAGGGGCAAGCAAGACAGUGUUUGGAGUUGAUCAUCAUCACCACCAGACCAACAAGAAUACCACCAACAAUAGCAGCAACAACUGGGCAUCUCCUAUGAACUGCAGUACACUAGCAGAGGAAACUGCCCCCUCUACUGUACACAAGACAGUGAAAGCCGCGGGAGGAGUACUAGAGCACAAAUCGUCAUCAUUCGAGCAGCACCAUCAGUGGAUGAAAAUCGACGAUGCCGGAGAUCAUCCACCGCAGUGCAGGAGGAGCGUCAACGACAUGUGGCAGAUGAUGCAGCACCAUCAACAAUCUUUUCCUCCUCCUCCUGCCACCCACCUCAUUAACACUCCAAGAAUGGACCCAAAGCUUACUGAUAGUAAUAAGUCCCCUAGUAAUCACCAUCUGACAAGAUUCCUAAUAGCACCUCCUCCACCCCCACCACCAUUUUAUAGCAUUAGACCCUAUCAUGAGGAAAUUUUUAUAAACUCCCACCUCCAUAAUGUCAGCGAUGAGGACGAAGGCGAUCAGGAAGAUGACGGCGAGUAUGAGAACUCCCAGACGCUCCAACUUUUCCCGCUUCGGAGCGGAGACAGCUAUGCCAAUGAGAAGGAGACGGAGAUGUCGGUCUCGGCCAUUAAUAGCUUUGUCGCCCACCCUCACCAAUUCUUCGAGUUCCUUCCUUUGAAAAAUUAGCAAGUUAGCUAUAUAGCCCAUAAUGAAUCGGUCAUCUUCGCUAGCUAUAUGUGUAUCACUGAUUUAGUGCUGGCUGGCUAUAUAUAUUAAUUGUAGUUUUGUCAUCAAGAUAUGCCAUUUUUAUGUAAUGCUUAGAAUGCUGGGAAAUGAGAGGGACUGUCUUGUUUUCAUGUGGGUAUCUUCUCUGUAAUCUUUUUCCCACCCUAUUCAUGAAAAAAGUGGGAGUUAAUGUGAAAGCAAAGGCUUUUGCCAUUA